CACUGCGCCUCCCCCGUGCUUACCCCCCCCGGCGACUGAAGGAGGUUUGGUGGUGGUGGUGAGGAGGUUUGUGGUGAGGAGGAGGAGAGGUGAGGAGCAGCAGAAGGAGAAGAAGAGGAGAGAGAGGCCUUGAUCUCGAGCCGGUCAGUGGCGGGGGCUGAUUAUUUUACGGCCACCGAAACUUGAUGCGGGUCACCUGGCUGGAGGAGGUCACACAAGCCAGAUUCAGCCCCGAGAGCCUCGGACAAUCGAUGGGGGUGGGACCCGGAGCGGAGGUCUUUACUGCUACGAGAACUGAGCCGCACAGCACGAUCACCAUCAAGGCAAUGAAGCUGGAAUUAAGUGAAUGGAUUUUUUAUUUAUUAACUUUGUCUAAAACAUAUUAGAGGCUUGGGGAGGGGGAAGUCUCGAAACAGGAAUGCUCUGUAUAUAAGCUGCAUACAGCACCCCCACCGCCAACCACCAAGCUGACCGGUGCGAGCAACAACAACCGGGAGAGCCAGAGAGAGGGACAGACACCGGGGCAGGGGUGUGUCCCAUGACGGAUUUAAAGGAACCGAACGCUUGGAAGUUCGUCGCUUACAUCAAAGCUCUGCACGUCGGAGCAGUGGCUCCCGAGCUGCCGAGCCAGCGCGAGCCAGCACGUGUUGCCGACGGGGCGCCGGUCGAUCCCGGGGGGGCGCCGGGGGAGCCAUGCGGCGCCUGCUCCUCCUCCGACGACAACGAUGACGACGACGACAACGAUGACGACGACGACAACAACGACGAGCGUUCGGAAAAAUCUCCGCGCGAGGGGCUGGCGCGGAAGGAACGGCGCGCGGCCACCGUCUCGUUCAAGAACGUGAAGGAGAGCGGCGGCGGUGGUGACGGCGGUCGCGAUGAUGGAGGCGGCGGCGGCGGUGGUGACGGCGGUCGUGAUGGUGGAGGCGACGGCCGCGGUGACGGCGGUCUUGAUUGUGGAGGCGAUGGAGGUGGCGGCGGCGGCCGUGAUGGUGGAGGAGGAGGCGGCGGAGAAGUCGCGCUGCGGGCUAAAGUUGCUGCCGCCGACGAUGACGAAGAGGAGCAGGAGGAGGAGGAAGCCGACGAGCAGAGCGAGGACGGCGCCGUGACGAUCAAGCAGUGGGUGAUGCACGGCGCCAUCAUGUUCGGCCGCGAGUUUUGCUACGCCAUGGAGACGGCCCUGGUGACGCCCGUCCUCCUGCAGAUCGGCCUUCCGGAGAAGUACUACAGCCUCACGUGGUUCCUCAGCCCCGUGCUCGGCCUCAUCUUCACGCCACUCAUCGGCUCGGCGAGCGACCGCUGCCGGUCUCCCUGGGGCCGGCGCCGCCCCUUCAUCCUGGUGCUGUGCGUCGGCGUGCUGCUGGGCACCACCCUCUUCCUCAACGGCGCCAACAUCGGUCGGCUGUUGGGAGAUGGAAAUGGUGAUCACCUCUACGGCAUCGUGCUCAGCAUCCUCGGCGUGGUCAUGCUCGACUUCUGUGCCGACGCCAGCGAGGGCCCCAUCCGGGCCUACCUCCUGGACGUGGUGGAGAGCGAAGAGCAGGACACGGCGCUCAAUAUCCACUCCUUCUCAGCAGGCCUGGGCGGGGCGGUGGGCUACAUGUCGGGUGGCCUGAACUGGACCGGCACCUUUCUGGGCCGCAUCUUCCACUCGCAGGAGCAGAUCCUCUUCUUCUUCACGGCGAUCAUCUUCUCCUGCUCCGUCGUCCUGCACCUGCUCAGCAUCCCCGAGGAGCCGUACGUGCCGCUGCCGUGCAAGCAGGACAAGGAGGCCGGCGGCUCCGUCGGCGGCGCCUCUCCCACCAAGCGCGCGGUCCCCUCCCCACGGCUGCUCCUCCGAGAAGACGACGAGGGUGGCGGUGGCAGCGGUGGCGGCAGCGUCUUCGCGGCCGCUCGCUUCUCCGACGAGACGCGCUCCGAGAACGAGCUGUGCCUGAGUGUUUUCAACGCGGACCUCGUGCGCAGCAAGAGCGACUCGGCACUGCACAUGUCGGACUCCGCCACGGACGUCGAUUCAGAGCACGGCUUCCUGUGCCGCAUCGAGCCGUCCAUCUUCGACGACAGCCGCGACGGGAUUGCCGGACGAUCCGUCACGGGCAGUAGCGGCGGCAGCAGCGGCGACUUGAGCAUCCGCUGCAGGCCCAGCGGCUUCGAAGAGACCGCGUUGAGCCAGACGGAAACGGAUAACGCCAACCGGAGCGGCCCCGGGAAGAUGUGCGAACAAUCGCUGCCGGAGACCGACAAACAGCAGCAAAGCGGCACGGCCGAGGGCGCCACGAGUCAUUCGGGCGACGGCCUGCCGGGCAGGAGGGCCCGCCGCCCCGCUUGCCGGGCCCGCGGCUCCAGCUUGCGUCAGCAGGGCAGCUGUCGCCCCAGUCAGCGCCGGCGCUCGCGCCACCAGCAGCCGCACCACCACCGGAGGGCGCACGCCGGGCUGCUCAUCAAGCCAUCCCGCUCCACCGGGGACAUCCGCGAGCUCGCCAAGCGACAGAGGCUACUGUGCUCGUACGACCACCACCAGCACUGCCGCCUGCAGCGCCGGCACGAGGGCCAGUCCCCGAGCGACGGCGUCAGCAGCAGCGGCAGCGCCGGCGAGUCGGACUCGGAUGACGAGCGCGAGACGGUGAACACGGUGCGCCUGCUGUGGCUCUCCAUGCUGCGCAUGCCCCGUGAGCUGCGCCACCUCUGCACCUGCCACCUCUUCACGUGGUUUGCGCUCAUCUCGGCCGCCGUCUUCUACACCGACUUCAUGGGUCAGAUGGUCUACAGCGGGGACCCCACGGCUCCUGCCAACUCGACCGAGGUGCGUCUGUACAAUAGCGGCGUGCAGAUGGGCUGCUGGGGCCUCACUGUGUACGCGCUCACGGCAGCAGCCUUUUCAGCCGUGCUGCAGAAAUACAUGAGCGAGCAGGAGCCCUGUGUGAAGGGCGUCUACUGCCUGGGCACGCUCGGCUUCUCUGUCGGCAUGUCCAUCAUGGCCGCGUUUCCCAACGUCUACGUCUCCAUGGUCAUGAUCUCCACCAUGGGGCUGGUGUUCAUGAGCAUCGCCUACUGCCCUUACGCGCUGCUGGGGCAGUACCACGAGCUCAAGGAGUUCGUACACAGCAGCCCCGAGGGGACCAAGCGUGGCUUUGGCGUGGACUGCGCCAUCCUGUCGUGCCAGGUGUACAUCUCGCAGAUCCUGGUGGCGUCGGCGCUCAGCGGCUUCAUCCAGGCGACGGGCUCGGUGCGCGUGGUGCCCAUCGUGGCGGCCAUCGCUUCCUUCGUCGCCUUCCUCGUGGCGGCCUUCCUCGUUGUGUACCCGGCCGGCCACGCCGAGCGUCGUCUCGAGAAGGCCAGGGCCCAGGGGGCGGUGGCGGCGGCGGCGGCGGCAGCGGCGGCUGACGACGACGUCGGCGCCGCGACCCCGACCCCGACGGCCGUGACGACGGCCGUGACGACGGCGGGCUCGAGCGCGACCGCAAAAGCGGUGCCGGCCGCGGGAAAGGAGGAGGAGCGGCGGACUUCCCCACAGGAGGCAGAGCUGAGCAACGGGCUGCUCAAGGGGCGGCCGUCGUUGCCGCCGCUGCCACCGCCGCCGCCGGCCGAAGUGGAGGCGCGGGAAGAGAAGGCCUCGGGCGAGAAUUGGCGGAUUGGGAGCAGCGGGAAGAAUCGUGAGGAGGCGGAGACUUUCCUGUGAAGCUCCCGCUGAUUAAUAGAUUCUCCACCCCCCACCCCCCUUUCUCCUCUUCCUUCUGUCGCGCCCUUCAAACGAACGAGUUUCUUCCUUUGCGAGCAAGAAGCUUGCAGUUUUUAUUGUUUUGUUUCGACGUCGUUCGUUUUCAACCUUGACGAGUUUCAACUUUGUUUCUUUCAACCUCUUUAAUUGUGACGCCUAAACGAUGGGCCGGUGACAGAAAAGGCGAAACGAGUGGAAAACAAACCCCCAGCGGUUGUGCUUGUUGAUUGGGUACCCUUGCAAUAAUAACAAGAGUGAGUUUCUACAAGACAAUUAUUAAUGAUUGUGCGUGAUUUUUUUGUUGUUGUUACAAUCUUCUUCCCUAAUCCAUUGACAGGUCACAUGCAUACACACUGGUACGAUCGGUAAUGUGUGCAAUCUGUCGGUGAGUACGAUGCAGGAGUUGUGCGAUAUAAAUGUCCGGGGGUGGGUCGGGGGGUUGGGCACUGGUGGGGGCUGUUUCUGGCGAUUCAGAAAGGGCACCCAGGAAAGGCUGUGAGCGACGAGGUGGACGUUUCGCCGAGACUUAGACUGCACGGCUCUCCGCUGCCAGAAGCGGGAUACAGAAGCUGCCGUGAAUUGACCGUGUGGCAAACGUUUUUUUUUCCUUCAUUGAUAUUUGUUUCACUUUGUUUACUCCAGGAAAGUCACGUGACUCUUCCUCGGGGGGGGGGGGGGGGGGGUGUGGGGUUGCUGUCAAGUUUUUUUUUCAGUACUAGGGAGCAACGAUUGCUUUUUGUAAUCCCAGUGAAUUAAUUAUCCCGGGGACAUUUUUCACAUUUGGCACACGAUGGCACUGCUCAUUGCGAAUUAGCGUCGAGGGAUCUGUAAUGUCCGCCGAGAAGCGGGCCGGCAUGCAUGCGUGCGUGUUUUUUUUUUUUACGGCCGCUAGACACCGCCGCAGUAUUAACCAGGGCGGCCGCUGGAUUCGACAUCACGAGCCUUUGCCACAACGAGCGGCGAGAACGCUGGGCCCCGUCACUGCCCCGAGACGCCAAGUUAAAUGCAUAGUAUGCAUAGCGGUCAUUAAAUAAAUGGGAGUAUUUUGUUUACCCUCGGUUUAACACAAUAUAAAAAAAGGUGGCCAUUCUAUGCGAAAUUUUCUAUCAAUCACCCUCCACCACCCCACGAGAUUGUAACGUUUGUCGGGUGGUGGAGGGUUAUUGACGAAAUUUUCGUCCCAAAACUAUAAAUUUGGCCCGAAACCCCAAAAAAACAUCGAUCAAUGAAGUAAAAACAAUUACAGCUAAAAUAUCGUCUUUGAUAACAUCCGCCUAUUGUAUUCGCUAUGGGAAACCAACGCUUUAAACAAGUUACCUAAAAAUUUGCAAGCCGUCCAGCGUGCCGCAUAUCAAUUAUCAGCGGCGCGCGGUACGUGUUGAUACAUACGCACGGGCACAAACACGUACCGCCGUACCCCACACGCCCACGAGUGGCAUUGCUCGAUCGAUGACAUCAGUGAAUCACGAUAACAAUCGCCACGAUGCCGUGAUACCAAAUCGUACGUUUUGUUAUUCGUUGUCGGCCGUUAAGCAGGCUGACGCUAAUAGCGUAUCACGUCGGUCUGUGCGCGGAGCAUUGAGCGCUCGUCAGCGGUGUCUUGUCCUGAGUGCACGUGGCUUAGGGGUCGGCGUUAAUUAAAGCGAAGGACGACUCAAAAGGGCUCAUUUCAGACACGCACAGCUCGACGUUGUAACAUUAGGCCGGGCCACGUGCGUUCAACGCCACUCUAGAGCAUCUAGCUGCCCAACUGUCCUCAAAAGGGCAGGAUAUGGAUGAGUGCUUCACAGGAAAGUGAACUCCCUUACCUGGUGUUCCCAUUGUCUGGUGCAACCUCCCAUGAGUCAAUCUGCACUGCUGACUCUCCCCCCCCUUCCAUCACCCUCCCCCCCCUCAUCCUCCCCCUACCUCCCUUACUUCAACAGUGGGAGGGAGUGGGCAAGUUAAUGCUUGAGACUUUUCUAAAAUGCCCUUAAUCCGAUCGGCCUAGAGAGCCUGAGAUUGGAUGCUAUGAAUAGAAAUGUAAAGUUUCCACUCUUGCCGCCUGGGUGCCAAUGGAGAUGUGCACCGUCCCUCAUUGCUCAUUGACGUGGCAAUUUACUUGAGUAAUGCCCGCUUGAUAUAUCCCGUGUGCUUGCACUUCGUGGCAGAUUCAAAUUCAAUUCCUAGCCGAGCGCCAAACUGAGCGUGCACCAUCCUCAUUACCCCUGCGGGGUGAAUUAAAAUGGGCACUGCUGUGCGGGGAAGUCAACUUUGGCCAGAUCCUGUGAAUGUUUCAGUCAACAGCUGACCUCCAUGACCAACUCUCGCUAACCUCGUCCGUUGUCGCCUAUCUUUUGGGCAUCCACCCCCUUGGUCGCCGCCGACCUCCGGCUGCCACUCCGGUGCCGGUGCUCGGUGACGCUCCCUCCGUCAUGCUGCACGUCUCUCCUCUCCACCGCACACCGCCCCCCCCCCUCCCCCCCCCCGCCCCCCCCCCCCAUUGAUUUAAUCCGCAAUGUUCUGCAUUCAAUUUCAAGUUUUCUUAAACAGUCCUGUCGUGAAAUUCCUAGCAUCCUGUGAAUGCGCGUGCACCUCAAGGCCAGGGGCUUCUUUACCGGUUGCUUUUCCGAGGCGUCCCGCUCGACACAAACCUCGCUUGGAUGUUUUAACGCGAACAAUGCUCUCUUUGCCGCUUCCAAAUUCCAUCGUUCGAGCUGCUUUAUCCCUCCUGUGCCCCUAGCGCGAGAGUGACACGCGGGGGAGAGGGAAUGAAGCACACUCCGACCGAGUUCCUGGUGCGACUUCACCACCCGGCGCGAAAGAUGGUGCCAGUAUUCGGGGAGCGGAGAGCGCCCGGCCUUGGUGCUCCGUCUCGCUGUGCAAGCGGUCGGCCUCUGCAUUAUUCAGCCCGAUGGUUGGCACGGUUGGGCAUUUCGCGGCAAGCUCGGACCGAGGGUGUUUCCCCUGUACACCAUCUCCCUGGUGUCAUGGGAAGGGGAGGAAUAUGUCACCUUAGAGGCAGGAUGGAGAACUACGUUGUAAAUGCAUUGUCUCGAGUGGUGUAUUAUUACGCAGCUGACAAGAAAAUAUCCCGGUGGGAGACUAAAUGCCCCGAGAAUGCCGACAGAUUGCCCAGGACAGUUUUGAUCCUGGGAAAUCCGGGACAGCUGGCAACCGUAGACUCGGCUGAGGUUUAUGCAGCGUUGACUGAUGAUGAACCGUUCCGCUGUUCGGAUCACAGUUGAUUGCAGCUCGCGGGACUUGGGAGGACACGGUAAAUGCUUCGAGUGGCUCUUGACGUUCCGCGCGGUAAUUGCUGGUAAUGGUCCGCGACUCGUCCAUGCAAAAAUGGCACAAGGUGGGAAGGAGUGACACGGGGUGAAUUGCUAUUUUGCAUAUACCCACCGACCGCUUCCCCCAAUUGGUGGCAGCGUUUCCAUGGACGCGGAAUCUCCCCCGCGCGAUGAUCUUUUUUUUUUUGGCAAUCAUUCGAAUCCUCCCAAAGCAAAGCGGCACUUUCGACCUGGACGUGAAGACAGGCGAGCGGUGUGCCUCACCGCAGCGUAACCGAGAUGCUCAACCACACCCAACGCUUUAUAUCUGUGUUUUUCUGCGCGUGGUGUCCCGCGGGGGCGGUCGCGGAGGGAACCGAGUGUUUCAAUCCUGCGAAUAUCAAUUCUUUUCCUCGAUUCCUAUAGUCCCGUGCGACUCUGUGUGACGUGCGUGGCUGUCUCGUGCGCCUCUCCUCUCACUCCUACCCCCCCUGAAGUACAACCCACACCUUUACAAUUCAAUUACCCCGAAUGCACUUUUCUGGUAGAACGUACGAAAGCAAAUAUAGACACGAACGCACGCUGCUGUGACGUGGUGGUGUAAAUAGCUUGGGGGGGGGGGGUGGGGGGCGUUGUGUUUUACGGCCCAAUGUUCGGUCUCUCUCGAUUUAAUUCGCUCCCCCCUCUUCCCUUGUCGGCGACUUGCAAUACUGACACACGGGUCAGAGUGCCUGCAACCAGCAAAUGCAGACGCGCCUACUGCCCAGCAAUAACACUGUAUGGCUUCCAAAAGACUUAAGUGGCGGCGGCUGCGGCGUGCUUGCGUGCACGUGUUCGCGAUCGCGCCCCGAGUAUGCUGUCCGUCGCGCUACGUGUCAGGCUGAUGCUACUUGUCACAGGUGUAGGGCAAGAAAGUCUUAAAUGCUCCUGUCUGUAACCCUAACUUCUAGACCUUAAACCCCCAAACCCUUAAACCGUAACACCAAAACCCUAACCUUAUUCCUAACCCGUAAACCCUAUGCGUAAAUCCUUAACCCUCGCCCCUAAACCAUAACUCUCACUGCUAACCCUGAACCCAGUCCCUUUUCCUAUUCCAUAACACUUUAGCCAUAACAUCGAAACCCUAAACCAUAACCCGUCAUUAUAAAACCAUAGCCAUAACUCCUGAGCUCUAAACCCUAACCCGAUCCCUAACCCAUAAACCUUAACUCUCACUCGUAACCCCUUAACCCUUUAACCCUACACCAAAAAAACCCCCAAAGAAAGUACAUCCCUUCAUUUCAUCAACUGAAAUCUAAAGAAGUGGGCAUUGUGGAGGACCGCCGCUGUUGGGUAAACGCGACCCAACGAUGGCCCGUGAGUGAUCGAACAUCUUCUCGAUGUUUGGAUUUAAAAAAAUCUGCGGGAAUAGCGAGCGGGGAGCGGGUUGCGUCACGCACCGCGAGCGGUGUGCGGGGACCCCGUACCGCUCUCGUUUUUGCACUUUACCGCCCUGCGCCCUCGGCCCAUGGGGUGGGGGGGGGGGGGGGAGUCGGUGGGGCGGGCGAUGUGGGUGGGGGGUCCCGGAUCCGGCCUCAGUCCUGCUGAUGAGCACAAUGUCGCCGCCUCCGCGGGCAGCGCAGCAUCCCGUUGAGAUUGGAACUUUAUCGGUGAGGGAAUCCCAGGGGGUUCACGCCGGGAUCUCCGGCGUGCCUUGGCAGACGACUUGAACCGUGCUGUGGCACCGCGGCCGGUCGCUCACGGGUGAAACUUAUCCAGCACAUGUCAGCUGCGUACGUUUGUGUAAAAAAAAAGAAUAAUAAUCAUGAGAAUGUACGAAACAUAAAAUGCUUGUUUGCGUAUAUCACGUAGAGUAUAAUUUUAAGCAAACGGUUGCAUAUAUUUUCAUUCUACUGGCACAGGCUGCUGAGUGAUAUAAUAUACAAAACGAUACACGGGGACGUGUGCGUGCGUAACGACGUGUACCGGUUGGCGUCCGGCGACGUGUACACUUGCUUCGUAGCGUAAGUGCGUACUGCCGUGUGCUUAGCCAAGCGGCUGCAUGCGACAACUCAGGCCAGGGGCGCACUCCAAACGUUGCUCGUGCAGUCGCGCCGAGCCGGGCCACGUGCUGUGCGUUAGGUGCGGAGCGGUCUGUUGGGACCUCUGCUCCCUCCUCCCUAUGGUUUGACGUCACCGUAAGGGCUGCUAGCAGCAGCCCACACAUUUGCACGCUGUCUCUCUCGCCCGCGCGGACAGGCUCGUUUCCCCCGUCCCUUUAACGUUUCGUCGUUGCAGCGGCUGCGGUAAGCUGCGAUGAUUUGCAUUUCAGCGCACUGCAAUGCGUUGCGUCGUCCGAUGCAGCGUUCGUUACUGCAGUAAGCAAACGCAUUCUGCUCAGGGCUUAAUUCCUCGCUGAAUAUCUUCCAGCCCCGCAGGUAGGUUGACUGGAAUAGAUGCCGCAUGAUGAAUAGUCGCCACAACGAGAGGUAUAUCGGAUGUGGUGUGCCGGGUGCUGAAAUUAUUUCCGGGUCGCUCACCCGGACAGACCCGGUUGUAAUCAAGCCCCGAUUCUGCUGCAGUAUUGUCGCUUACCAAAGAAGUGAGAAAAAGACUCAAGGUGGUAGAAAUCACAGAGAAGAUGAGAGAGAAAAGGCUGGUGUGGUUCGGUCAUGCGGAGAGACAGCAGGAAAAGUAUGUGAGUCAGAAGGUGCAGGUGAUGCAAGUGGAAGGAAAGGGAUCAAGAGGAAGGCAGAAAAAGACGUGGGGCGAUGUAGUGCGAUCGGACCGUGGUGGCCCGAAGAGCGGAAAGAGAGAUGGCGCAGGAGAUGGAAGCGUGGAGAAGGUUGGCAAGGACAGCGGAACACCCCACGUGAGUGGGACAAGCGUGUGGAAGAAGAAUAAAUGCAUGCCGAGUUGCGGGUGCCAUCGGUGGGGGCACCGUAUCUUGCGCUCCGUAUGGUCGGCAGCUGCCGGCGCAGCGACUGUGGGUGUCGUGGGGGGAGGCGUGGAGCCAGAGACCAUCCACAAAGUUUCGGCCCCAAACACAAAACAAAAAUUCGUGGUAUUUUUUUGAGUCCGCGUAUUUCUUCUCCCUUCAACAAGGUGACGAAGGCUGAUUACGAUGGUGGUGGAAUCUUUAACUUCACGGUAGCGCACGGAUGGCAGACUCGGUGCUAAUUCAAUCGCGCGUAGUUGUGUGGCGUUAAUAUGACUAUAGUGCAGUAGAAUUGUUCCUAUCCGUGAUGAAUUAGAGAGCGAACUUAGCAGAUCCCAUCGGUAAAUUCACCAAGAGCCACCAGGAAACAUUUACUAGUUUACACCACCAACUCCCAGAGAGUGACUACGCCCCUGCGUAGAGAUAUGUUAGCUAACGUGACCUCCAUUCCCUCUCAAAGAUAUAUGUUAGCUAACGUGACCUCCAUUCCCUCUCAUAGAUAUCUGCUAGCUAGCGUGACCUCCAUUCACUCCCAUAGAGAUCUGUUAGCAUUAGUGGUGUGAAUCUGUAUUUUGACCAAUGACCACCAGGGGGACUCCUCCCAAUACAAAUAGUGGCUGCGCCCCUACUCAACAAUGCCAGCUCCAUAUAAUAACAAAUAAUAAUUCUCGUUAUUGCAGAGAAUAUAAAUUAUAACGGCUGCGUCAUACUGUAUCGUUUUUAGAGCACAUGCGACAGUGUGACUGCAGGGACAUACAGAGAGCGUUAUUAAUAACCGUUGAGUCCGGGCUAAAACCUAAAUAAGAGUUAACAUGAUUGUCCAGACAGAAUGAGCCUCAAAACGCUGGGGUCUCCUUCUGCCACACUGUUGGUGCUGCUGUGCGUGGCCAGGGAAUGAAUGAGACGUGGGGUAUGGACUGGACCUCCGUGUCCAUAGAUCAAGUCAACUUCACACGGCAUUCGACAAACGCAAUUGGCGAGUUAAUCACCAUACGGGCAAGUGGUGAGUCGAGGAUGCGUCCCAAACCAUGGUGUCCUACACGAGUCGCCUCGUAGUUCAUCUUUGCCAUCGAGCGCUGCUGGCGGUGGCGGUGAAUCCCUUGAAGCAAUAAUGCCACGUCCAUCUGUACGUCUGUACAUAAUGUACGUUGAACUUCUUUCGCACAGUACGCAGCCAGUCCAGACGCCACCGCCGCCGUUCUUUCCCCAUCGUGAAUGUAUUUGCUUUGCGCGAGGCCAGCGAGUCCGGGCAUGCGUUGGCCUCUGUGGGCGGCGCGGGCCCACCGAGCCGCACCGGCAGGCGUUGUCCCGCGUUUGUUACGUUUCGUGAUUCGAAUGUCUUCGGCCAGUAUUGCCGUUGCACUACCUUCCGGUGUGGUCCUGCCCGAUCGUCGAUCGCCAGGGAUGGCGCGCCGCCUCCGAGGAGUGCGCGCGAGCGUUCGGAAGCGCAAGGUUCGCAGCGCAAAAAAUCGGCAAACGGAUUCCCGGUGCGUUCACCUUUCGUGCAGGCGAAGGCUCCUGGAAACCCUGCGCAGGGUGCGGCAAUAAAGUCAGGAACCAUAGCCAUGUCAAUGUGGGUAUGUCGACCACUUUUCCCCCCCUCCCCCCCCCCAUUUCCUUUCCACCGCACAACACCGAGCCGUGCCCAGUCCGCGCCGAACAACAAGGCUUAGCGGGGGCGCCAGGUUGUAUUUCCUGCCCCUGGAAUCCGAGCAGUGCGAAAAAUAUCAACCCGGCCCACAUCUGGGCCUGCUAUGUCUUAAGCCGCAAUUCAAAUGUCUCGCGUGGCCGGAGUCGUCACAGCCUGGUCUCGGCUUGGCAAAUAGCCGGUGGAAAACUGUGAGAGCCCCGCGCUGGCACGGCUCGGAUGUGCCGGUGGGAAUGGGGGGGGGGGGUGGUGUGUGGGGGUAGUUGAGCAACGUUGAAGUGUCCUGUGCGGAACGGAUUGAGUCGCGCGGUGCGCGGUUCGAGCGUCCGCCCACCGUUGACCGAACAGGCGAUGGCUCCUGACUUUGCCCGCACCGUGGUUUCGCGCACGUCCUGACGGAUGAACGAGCGGUGUCGCAGCUCGGUACUUCCCGUGUACGUUUUUACCGGUCGCCGCUGAUGCAGCUCUUCCGAUGUGAUUCCUGGUUGUGCCCGCCGGUGUUGCUCGGCACGAUUGUCGGACGUACGCCGUACGGGAAGAAAGCUCCCAGCGCGUGGAGCGAAACGUCGGACGCGAUCCGAAAUCGCAUCGGGGAGAGAGCGCAAACGAUGGUGUUGGAAAAUGACAACCAAAAUGUUUGAGGCGCGGUUAAUUUAACAGUUAAGCGGUUUCAUUCUGUUUGCGAAAGGCGGGAACAGUUAUGUAAAGGCCUUAACGUGGAUUGUGUUACUACGUGGGGUUGCCCUGGUAUGCCUUGUUUACUGAACGUUCUCGGCAUUUGUCUCUGUCUGCUGCAUGGCUGACGGUUUGCGUUUUUUUUACAGACGUGGUUCGAGCAAAAAAAAAAAACCAUGAGCUGUAGGGGGAAUGUCUUGAGCUGCACAUACGCAUGGGAGAACUUGGUGCUCUGUCGCCCGCGCUUUAUCUCAUCGCUGUGAACGCCAACGUUGCAAUAGACUGAACGGACGAUGGCAAAGUUGCACUGUGAUAUAACCCACGUGGAUGUUGACGAUUUCUGUCUCGGAUCGACCUUCCUUGAUGCUCCGCGUCUCCUCCGGAGAAGUCCAAAACAGCAGCGUCUGCCGGUUCGACUUGCCAGUUUGGCCAGGAUUAAGAUCAGAAGCCGGGAAUGACCACAAUAAAAUUACGAACCGAAGCCC
Molecule: messenger RNA, 12697 nt
Organism: Petromyzon marinus (sea lamprey)
Lineage: Eukaryota; Metazoa; Chordata; Hyperoartia; Petromyzontiformes; Petromyzontidae
Product: solute carrier family 45 member 4-like
Biological process (GO): transmembrane transport
Cellular component (GO): membrane
Molecular function (GO): sucrose:proton symporter activity
Source: RefSeq, a predicted model, not a curated record